UGACAGUAUACCGGAAACGGGGCAGGUAUUGCCAGUGCCAGAGUAUCGGAAGAGUGUGCUCGGCUGCCUGGACUUCUCGUCUACCAAGUGCCUCCUACUAGGUUCCUGAUGCACUAAAAGGGCAACGUGCGACAGUGCGACGCAAAUGCAAUUCUCGCCAGUCCAGUCCGUCCAUUCUACCUGAAAUCUGGAGACUAUGGAUACCCACAUGCUCGUCCGCUUAUGGUUCGUGAAUUGCCCCGGACCAGGAUCCUGGGCACCAAGAACAGGACCGGUCCACAGCCACAUUGCUACAACCAUGAACCAUCCCCCGUUGGUGGCGAAUGGCAUGGGCGCGUUGGACCCGACGCCGUGGUUGUGGUACUGACACCAAAUUGGAGCUCAGCCUUCUCGCGCCGGAAUUCCCAUCAAUGCAAGACGGGCGUUGUGCGUGCUACCUUACAAGUACUCCUGCCCCACUGCCAGCCAUCUCGAGACUCUGAACAUGGCAUUGCACCGCACCAUUAUUGCUCAACAUCACGACAUUGAUGAUGUUCUACGCAGCCUUCGAACAGACCAUACCUGCUGCCGACCACCACCACCAGCACCAACACCACCAUCUCCCUUCAACCAGCCUGGGCCGGGCUGAUGACUACUGGUACAACAACACCAACCCCGUGCCUUCUUACACAUGUCCAUACGACACCACGCAACGUCUCUGCUUGGCGAAGCUUACCGAUGAAGAUGCGUUUCAACAAUGGCAAUUACUUCAAGACGACGCUCCCGCACCAACACUAGAAGAAGUAGAAGGAAAAGAAGAAGUAGCACUAGAACAAGACGAAGACGUCCCAUCGUCGUCAUCAUCAUCAUCAUCAGCCUUGAGCAAUCACUGUUGUCGGUUGAGACUGGGCCCACUCGUCCCUCUCCACGAAGAUGACACCAACGACAUUGAUCCUGCCACUACUACUACCGCUCCCUCAACAUCAUCGUCGUCGUCAUUCUCCCCUUCAUCAUUACAACCACCACCAAAGAAGCGUGCCCGUUUCCUGGUCGUAUACGAACAACCACUCUCCGACACUUCCAAACCACAACUCUAUCAGGACAUUCCCGUCCUCCUUGGUCCAGCCGAAGAUGCCGUUGCUGCUCCUGCUCCUGGCGAUGAUGAUGAUGAUGGCAAUGACGAUGACAAUGAUGAUGACAAUGAUAACGAUCACUCAUCAUCGUCAUCGUCGUCUUCAUCUUCAUGUCUCCACGUUCUCAAAUGUCUCAUCGACUCCGCCGUCUACCAAAAUGAUCGCAGUCUCCUCUGGUUAUCUGCCUGGCCGACCCGAGAAGCUGCAGUGAGAUAUGUCCAGUCUAUCGAUCGGACUGUCGAAGAUCGAGUGGAUUUGGUAAGGAUUUCGAGGGAUUAUGAAUCUUCUUCUUCUUUUUCCUCUUCUUCUUCUUCUGGUGGUGGAAGUGGUAUUGGUAAUGGCGUUGUCGGUGUUGCCAUGUCCGGCUGUGAUGGAUCCCACACUUGUUCCACAGAAACUUCUUUGAAGUAACUUAAAGUACCUGCCUACCUACCUACCUAUUAGGUCGGUCAUAUUUGAUGGGAAUUGUGGAUGGAUGGAUGGAUGAAGAAGAUGAAACUUAUUUAUUUCUUUUUAUGUGGAUGGGUUAGUGGGUGGCAGUAUUCUAGCGUUGAUUUGUGUUUGCUUACUAGGUACCUACUACCUAUGUGUUUUUGUUUUCUCUUUUGGUCUUUUUGGGAGAGGAUUGUUGUACCUUAUUGAUUUGAUAGAGCGAUUAGCCCGCCCAAUUUUUUCCGUAAUUGAUGAAGCCAUUU
Sphaerulina musiva SO2202 is the source of this 1807-nucleotide messenger RNA. RefSeq lists its product as uncharacterized. The transcript has a single exon. Lineage: Eukaryota; Fungi; Ascomycota; Dothideomycetes; Mycosphaerellales; Mycosphaerellaceae. The coding region runs from base 528 to 1523 and encodes 331 amino acids. The record is from RefSeq and is a predicted model, not a curated record.